AGAAGCAUUGCCAAUGGAGUUUAUUCAGCAAGAAUAGAAUCGAAUUGAUGUUCCCGACUAUACAACUACACGACGUCUGACCCGGGCAUCAACGAUACCUUCCAUACCAACGCGCACGUCUCACGCAUAUCAUUCAAGUUCAACAUUGGCUCGCCGGGCGACGUUGAUGUAUGCGUCAUGGGCGUCGACUAACGCCGCUCGGCAAGCAGCUGCGGACAGUAAUCCACGGUCUGACCGCUGCUGCUAGACCCGAGCCUCCGUUCCAAUGGGUUGCGUCGACAAUAGGACAGCUCAAACUGUUUCAUGACAACUGCUACGAUGUUGCGGACGGGGAUUCAGCGAAGACUCGACAAGCUUCCAGAUCGCGGAAAGUUUUGGUUGACGGUCACAUCCCUGGUGUGCCUGAACACUUCGUUGAUGACACCGCCAGGGUAGCGUCAGGCCGCGGUAGGAAAGGCGGUGAUCUUCUGGCACGGAAAUCUUCCGAUGUCUUGGAGAAAGAAGACAAACAGCUCCAGGCUCUAGGAAACGACAGGAGUGUGGAGGGUUACAUGAAGAGCCUGGUACAAGAGAGCAGCCUACCGGGCGAGCAGCUAAGGACGCGCAUUCGUCAUACCCGUCUCACAAACAAAGCGCACGUACGACGUCUCAAUAGGACUGUCGAGACUGCUAAGAGCAAAGAUGCUCCUCCAAUGAGAUCCACGAGGGCUUUGAAAACUCUCGAUGACCGUCUCACAUACAAGCGCAUGCCUAGUCAAGCUCUGGACGCCGCUCUCUCGUCGCUAGAAUUGAAGCAGUCUCUUCCAUAUUCACCUAGACCACCACGGCCAUACAGUGGAUAUGUGGACAAAUCCAAGCAAGAUUGGUACAAAAGAUGGAAGGCGAAACAAAAGGCCGUCGAUUCGAAGAAUGUCAAAAUCACGAAUGCUUCCAUGAUACGCAAAGUGAGCCGAGGUCGAGCCCGCUCUCCCCUCCCCACGAUCACCGCCACCGUCAUUCGACAAGGAAGCACCGAGAGCGGGAUAAGUGGCCACGAUCUGAGUCAUCUAGAUCAGAAAGCUCUUCGGUCUCGAGGCUAUUGUGAUGAUGACGUCCUUAUUUGGGCGUCAGCCUUGAAAGAGCCCGAUGCUGCACUUGCUCUGCGGAAGCUCGUGGAGCAAUAUCAACGUCUCGGGGCUCAAACUUUACCGCUUUUCGUUUUUCAUCAUAUCCUUCGUCGGCCUUUGCUCAACGGUGCUGCGCUGAGAGCAGCUCUCGACUAUUUUCAUAUAUUGAUUGACAACUUGGCGGCGGCGGACACCGAAUGUCUUGAAGCUACCCAAUUUGCACAGCCUCUUCGGCAGAUCAGCACUCGACUUGUCGAUCAUGCCCUCAAUUCCUGGCCUCAAGCGUUGCCUGCCGUUCUCGACAUGGUCUUGGAGUGCAUUUCGGCCAUAGAAAAGAAAUCUCGACCCGUAACGGAAGCACAACUGUGCGGCACCACGUACUUUCUCAACUCGCUAAUGGGACAGAUAUCUCUUGCUCCUACCCAUUCUCGAUUUAAGUUGAAUGAUUAUCAGCAAGAGGCACUCGUAAAAAUCCUCCGUUAUCUAUCGGAACACCGACCAGCCAUGCAUGUCAGCCGAGAGGGUUAUCGCGCUGUCAUCCGGGUUCAGCUAGCUCAAAGGAAAACUCCACAGGAGCAAGAGUGGGCGGAAUUGAAAGCUUUAUCAUGGCCACCGUGGAAACAUGACCGUACCGGAAUGGAUGAGGCGAUUGGUCCUGAGCACGGCAUUUCACGUGCGGGAGAGACUUUGAAUCAAAUGCGCCGUGCCGGAUAUGCGUGGAAAGAAUGGGAGCGAAUUGCAAACGUUCACGCCGGUUGGGAUACCGAUUGGACUCCUACGAUCCAGACACGAUCGAUUCUUGGUCGCGAUCAUCAUCAGUAUUCAACUGGCGAAAGGAUCUGGGCUGCACGUAUCAAUGCUACGCGCACGUUGCAGGAAGCAUGGGCAUGCUUUCUAGCAUGGGAAGAUGCAAAGAUGGCUCCUGCACAGUCUGUAUAUCUGGCCGUAUUUGAGAAGAUUUUCGCAGAAAAACGUCGACAACUGGGUGUGGGAACUGCUACAGAGUCAGAAGACAUCGAAUCUGCGGCGUGGCCGCUCUACCCUGGCGAUACUCCGACCGUAGAACCAUUGCCGCCUUCGACACACUUGUAUACUUAUACACGCACAUCGCCACCGACCAUUGACGGGUUGUAUGAGCAACUGCGCGAGCAAGGUGUACAAUUCUAUGGCGAGACACUCGCCUUCCUGGUCACGAGUGCUGAUGAUGUUGCAACCGGUUUCAAGUACAUCCAGCAUGCAGCACAACAUUCGCCCGGUUUGCAGCCUCUUCGGUCGAAGGCCGGGUUCGCGGGUCUCAACGACACUUGCGAAUCCGUCCUGAUUGCGACGAUUAAAUUGCUCUCUCGUUUCGCUCAUGUCAAGGUACACAAACCUCUCGACGAGCCGGAAUCAAUUUCAUCGCACAAGUCAAGUUCAGAUGCGAUUUCUCUCUUCUCCGACUGGCAGCUUGCACGUAACACUUGCAUCGCUCAAGCCAUGACUCUGCUUCGAGCACGUCCUCUCACAAACAAGCACGCCUGGCAUUCGGUCUUUCGAAAUAUUACAAGACCGGAAUUCUUCGCAGCCCUUGUUCAUGUAGUCGAACAACCGACCGGGGCGAAACCAUUCGAUCGCGCCGCCAUACGCAGUAGCAUUUGGAACGAGACUUCCACCCAGCACGAUGUCGGAGCUAUGAUAGCUUACCGCCUGACGCGUGAAGCACUGGCUCUCGCCCAACAGCAUCACAUCCAACUCGACAGCCUGCUAUUUCAAGACCUGUGCCGAGCGACCGAGAAGAUGGCCUUGUCGUCAUGGUCACUUGUACAGAACCUCGGCGACCAACCGUCUGCGCUCCGCGACCACUCCUGGCCAGGUGUCCAAGCCGAAUGCCACCGAUUUCUCGCUACCACAACAUCCCUCGCCGAAGAACUCCACGCCUCAUUCCUGACUCUGACAUGCCCUGCGAAAACCCCCGAGAACGACAUCCAGACCACCGCCGAAGAGUCCACCACUUCUCUUUCUCCGUCAUCACCGCUCCCCCGAUUAGUGACCGUCCCUAACCCCGCGGCCCUCCACGCCUACAUCCGCGCCCUCGGCGCCCUCGGCGCCCACGACCAGCUCCUCCACCUCACCCGCUGGAUGGCGACCUACCGCGCCGAACUCCAGGAGCGACAGAACCUCGACCGCAGCGGAGCCCGGAUGAUGCGGCGGGCGAUCAUCGCGAUCAGGGUGUUCCUGGAGAGGAGUUUCCUCCCGGCGUUGAAACUCUCGUCAUCUUCAAUUCCGUCGUCGUCGGCGGCGAAAUCCAGAGGGGAAGGCCUCCUGCGGAAAAUGAGAGAGCCGGCUCCCGAGCUGGUCUUGACUGCCGUCAAGGGCAUUAUGGACGACGAGGACAAUAGCCGGGCUUGGGCGGGUGGGUGGCCGACGAGGGAGGAGGUCUGGGGCUACUGUGCCAAGAUGCAUGCCGCUGCUCUGCCGAGGAACAAAUGAUUGUAACAAUAUCUUCGAAGGCUUGGGGCAUUUUCUUUUUGGUUUCACCCCUUGCUUUUGUGGAUGAGCAUAUGGCUUUUCCUUCUGAGUGAUUUCUUGUUUGUGGUAGUCAGCGUUGGCAAGCCCUUUUCGUCGUUUUAUGACAAUUUUCUCAAUUUUCUACAUUCUGCGCCCGAACGUGGGUAUAUUUCCUCCACAUCAACAAAACUCCAGGUUCAAUGGGAAGCCGUGAUAUCCAGUGAAGGGCAUAUUAGUAUUACUCUAUCUAUAUCGUUAUGAACUCGUAUCGCAACUUUCCAGCUCAGCUUCUCUCCCAUCCACAAUCUCUUGGUUCUCACGGUCCUAACCUCUGCGUGCUCCCCACGGGACCCACGGCAAGCCCAUUCAACCCAGGCCUCCCCCCCGCCGCCGCAGCACCACCGCCCCCGUUCGUCGUGGGCAAGACGCCAUAGCGCCCGAAAGUCUUCUGGUCCAC
Molecule: messenger RNA, 4050 nt
Organism: Dissoconium aciculare CBS 342.82
Lineage: Eukaryota; Fungi; Ascomycota; Dothideomycetes; Mycosphaerellales; Dissoconiaceae
Exons: 1
Coding region: 171-3575 (1134 amino acids)
Source: RefSeq, a predicted model, not a curated record